AUUCUUCGCAAGAACCCCGGGAAGGGGGUACUGAGCCCCCCAGGUCUGGAGAUGGACAGGCAGGCACUAGGCGGGGGCUCGGUCCCUGAAGUGUACACAAACGGCACAAAGGCCUCCGGCCCCGCAAGCCCGGCGCGUGGUCCUUGCCCGCCGGAUGUUGACGGCGUCGCAUAGCAACUGGAGAUGGCGGAGCCUGGCGGCGGCGCUGGCGGGUCUCACUUGGGAGGCAAAUCUUCUGAAGGAGAAGAGGACCAGAAUGUUGAAGCCGGCAGGCUACAGAUAUCACCAGUGGAGAAGAGCAAUGACCAGAGAAAUGAAGAAGCUGAGGGUGCUACAGAGCAUUCCGAAAGGGAAAUUGAAAAUGAUGGGGAAGUCACAGCCCAGGGGGACUAUGGAGGAAGCCAAGGGGAAAUGGACAUGGAAGAGGAAUUUGAAUUAGAAGAGGAAUUAGAAUCUGAUUUGGAACCCACGUCCUCUGAAGGGGAAGUCAGUUCUCCAGAUCUGGCUUCCUCAGACAUCAGUCCUGGGGAGGGGCCCAAAGAAGAAGUUGACCGCACACACCCAUAUGAAGGAGCAAGGAGGGAGAUGGGUCUUGAGGACAGAGAGGCCCCCUACCCAUCCAAAUCCAGCGGAAUGGGGUUCAUCGCCACAGUGCGCUCCCAGCAAGUAUUAGGCCUAUCUGAGCAAACGAGCCAGGGAGCGCUCCAGCAGAAGGUCUUUCCUCUGGAGGCUGGGCAUCACCUCAGACAGAGCCCGGAGAGCAGCGACACAUCCCUGGAUCUUGACGAGCUGCCUCCGAGCACGGAGGGGCCCUUCACCCCGGAGUCAGAACCCAGCACCCACCCCAGGGAGGGUGCCGCGUCCUCCUUCCUGGACAGGAUCCAGCAGCUAAGCAUGGUGGAGGAAAGGGGCCUGGUGGAAAGAGUGGAAUCUGAGGGCAGCGACGAGGCGGAAGAAGACAAAUCCCAGCUGGUGGUCUUGGACCCAGACCACCCCCUGAUGAUAAGAUUCCAGGCUGCCCUGAAGAGCUAUCUUAACCGGCAGAUAGAGAAACUGAGGCUGGAACUUCAAGAACUGAGCGUGGCCACCAAGCAAAGCCGAGUCCAACGGCAGGAGUUGGGGGUGAACCUUUACGGGGUCCAGCAGCACCUGGCCCGCCUGCAGAUGCAGCUUGAGAAAAGUCACGACCGCCACUCCAUCGCUGCAGGCACAAGGCAGCAGAAAGAGGAGGAGCUGCAGAGGGUGCGCUUGCUCUACACCAAGACCUGUGAGACCGCCAACGAGGAGCGCAAAAAGCUGGCAGCUCUGCAAACGGAGAUGGAUACCCUCGCUCUGCAUCUCUUCUACAUGCAGAACAUAGACCAGGACGUGCGUGAUGACAUCCAAGUGAUGAAGCAAGUCGUGAAGAAGUCAGAAGCCCAGCGCAUGCGGGCCGAGCUGGAGAAGAAGCAGCAGGACCUGCACGUGGACCGGCUGACCACCCGAGCCAACCAGCUGGAAGAACAAACCUCCCUGUUUGAGGCCCAGUACCACGCACAGGCUAAAGACACUCAGAUGCUCAGGAAAGCAGUGAGUGAGGCCUGCACAGAAAUAGAGGCCAUCAACAUGGAGAAGAAGCACAUCUUGCAGCAGUGGGCCACCAGCCUGGUGGGCAUGAAACAUCGCGACGAGGCUCACAGAACCAUCCAGGAGGCACUCAGGUACGAGCAGCCCUGCUGGUUGCCACAGAGGCAGGCCAGGUGACUCAGGGCCGUAGGC
Messenger RNA from Odocoileus virginianus texanus, 1758 nucleotides. Lineage: Eukaryota; Metazoa; Chordata; Mammalia; Artiodactyla; Cervidae. The record is from RefSeq and is a predicted model, not a curated record.